Messenger RNA from Phytophthora sojae, 1614 nucleotides. RefSeq lists its product as hypothetical. Gene Ontology annotation, biological process: carboxylic acid metabolic process. Bases 1 to 1614 code for a protein of 537 amino acids. The transcript has a single exon. Gene Ontology annotation, molecular function: isocitrate lyase activity. NCBI's taxonomy places the organism in Eukaryota, Oomycota, Peronosporomycetes, Peronosporales, Peronosporaceae. The record is from RefSeq and is a predicted model, not a curated record.
AUGAGCGCCCCGCACGCCCGCAUCAGCCAGAUCGCCAGCCACCUGAGCUCGCACGACCCGCGCGCCGAGGAGAGCGCCUACGCGCAGCGCGUGAAGCAGGUGGAGGCCUUCAUCAACGACGAGCGCUUCCGUUACGUCAAGCGCCCGUACGGCGCCGAGGACGUGGUGAAGCUCCAGGGCACGGUCCCCGCCGCCAACGCCGGCGCCGCCAUGUCGCGCAAGCUCUACAAGAUGCUGCGCGAGCUGCAGGCCGCCAAGAAGACGAGCCACACCUUCGGCGCGCUGGACACGAUCCAGGUCACGCAGAUGGCCAAGCACUUGUCCACGGUCUACGUGAGCGGCUGGCAGUCGUCGUCCACGGCCUCCACGUCCAACGAGCCCGGCCCGGACGUCGCCGACUACCCCAUGGACACGGUGCCCAACAAGGUGGACCAGCUCUUCCGCGCCCAGCUCUUCCACGACCGCAAGCAGUACGAGGCCCGCCGCCGCAUGACGGCCGAGGAGCGCGCGCGCACGCCGCCCACGGACUUCCUGCGCCCCAUUGUUGCUGACGCCGACACUGGCCACGGCGGUCUCACGGCCGUCAUGAAGCUGACCAAGAUGUUCAUUGAGCGCGGCGCCGCUGGCAUCCACCUCGAGGACCAGAAGCCGGGCACCAAGAAGUGCGGCCACAUGGGCGGCAAGGUGCUGGUCUCCGUGCAGGAGCACAUCCAGCGCCUGAUCGCCGCUCGCCUGCAGGCCGACAUCCUCGGCAGCCCGCUUGUCAUCGUGGCCCGCACGGACGCCGAGGCCGCCACCCUGCUGGACAACAACAUCGACCCUCGUGACCACCCCUUCAUCAUCGGUGCUACCAAUCUCAACAUCGAGUCGUACAUUGAGGCCACCCACGCCGGCCGUGAGGGUGACUGGGACAAGCGUGCCCACGCCAUGACCUAUCCGGAGGCUGUCCGCGAGGUCCUGAAGAAGUCGGGCCGCUCGGACGCCCUUGCCAAGUGGAACGCUCAGUGCCUGGAGCUGAGCCUGCCCAAGCUGCAGGCUCUGGCCAAGUCGCUGGGCGUCAACAUCAACUUCGACUGGGACCUCGCCCGUACCGUGGAGGGAUACUACCGCGUGCGUGGUGGCGUCGACUACUGCAUCGCCCGUGGCCGUGCCUACGGCGAGUACGCCGACCUGAUCUGGAUGGAGACGGCCAAGCCCGGUGUGCCUCUUGCGCGCACGUUCGCCGAGGGCGUGAAGGCCAAGAUCCCGCACCAGAUGCUGGCCUACAACCUGUCGCCGUCGUUCAACUGGGACGCCGCUGGCAUGUCCGACACGGAGAUCGAGACGUUCGUGACGGACCUGGCUCGCAUGGGCUUCUGCUGGAUGUUCAUCACGCUGGCCGGCUUCCACAGCGACUCGCUGGGCAUCACGCGCUUCGCGCGCGACUACGCCAAGCGUGGCAUGCUCGCGUACGUCGAGGGUGUGCAGCGCGCCGAGCGCAACGAGGGCGUCGAGACGCUUAAGCACCAGGGCUGGUCGGGCACUGAGCUCGUGGAUGCCAUGCAGAACACCAUCACGGGUGGACUCUCGUCGACGAACACGAUGGGGCACGGCGUCACCGAGGCUCAGUUCUAA